AUGAAGAUUUUCAUUCUUAUCAUUCUUCAAGGUAUAAUACAUUUUUAUAAUGCAACUGUUACAUAUAUUAUGACUUAUUUACUAAAAAUACAUUAUUUUUAGGUGUCCUAGAAUUUUUUUUUAAAUUCUUUAUUUAUUGCUUCACAUGAAAUUCAGAGUUGUGGACAUAAUAAAAGUGAUAUAGCAGCAUAGUGUUACAUACAACAAACAAGAGCUGUUAACCCCAAACAAUAUUAAGCAAACAGACGGUUCAGCCCUGUACAACCAAAUAGAAAAAAAAGGUGGCAGCAAACACCCAAAAAUGCGGCUCCCUCAAAGACCCAACAGCUAUAGAAUAAUGCAGCAAAUCAGGAAAAGGAUGCGCCAAUUAUGAACAAAUGUGUUCAGAAUAUUAAAACACUAAAACAAAUAAAAAAGUACAAGUUGCAAAAAACCUUCUCCGCAACCAAGAAAAGGACCAGAGAAGAUAUUCUGGAGUCCACCAAGCACCAAACCAGAUCGAUAUUUCUACUAGCAUGAGUAUUUUCAUAGAGUUGUCUCCCCAGGAUUAAUCCCACCUGGUUAGUGUGGACUAGGGAGGUCACAUGUGGGUUAAGCCUUACCACCAAUGCUUUAAAAUCAAAAUUGAUUAAGGAGAUUGGUCUAUAGUUUGUCACCUGUGACUCGUCUCAUAAUUGUUUUAGGAUUUAGACGAUAUUAACUAGCACCAUGCCAGGAUUUAGAGUACCUCCUGUCAUUAAAUCUUUAAAGAGAGUUUCCAGAUAUGGCACUAAUUUCUCUUGAGAUGACUUGUAGUAGCUUAAGUGACUUGUAUUAGCUGCUAUCAAAGUCAUCUGGGCCUGGGGCCUAAGAGUCCUUAAGUGCUGCUAUGGCCCGGUGGAUCUCAUCUUAGGUUACUGGCAAGUCAAGUGUGUCAACAGCGUCGAUAGUCAGGGCUAGAAGAUCCAAGGUUCAUAAUGCUGUGCAUUAGUGUGCAGAGGAGAGUAAUUCUAGAGGGCAGUGAAACAUUUUACAAAUGUCAAUAAUUUCCUGUAGGAAUGUGGCCUCACCUCCCCACCUUCUUCUCCAAUAGAGGUGAUUGGUUUAAUACCUGGUCGAGGCCUAAUGGCUCAUGCAAGCAUGGCAUCCAUGUUAUUAGAUUUUUCAUUAAAAAAGUCAUUUGACCGGAGUAUAGAUCGGGCAUCCUCAUUUCAAAAGUCUUCCUUGAUUUAAUGUCGGCCUGCAAUUUAGGCAGCAAUUUCCCAGAGCACCAGCCUUGUAGAGACUUCUCAUUAUGGUACAUUAGGAAUUCUGGGAAUGGACAGCCACAGAAAGUCUGGGCGAAGUUAGAAGGGGAUGACUUGCAAAGACUGUAGACACGACAUCUACAGAUUGUUUGGUAAACCUCCAAUGAAAAAUGCAUAAUAAGAUGAAUUGGUGGUAUAACUGCUAAAUAGUGUUUUCUUUUCUUUAAUUUGGGUAGUAUCCACUUAAUGAUUUGUUCUAGCUCUACCCUGUAUCUUCUAUUAGGUUAUCUGCCUGGGAGGUUCCACACCUACAUGAGACAUAGCACAAAGAAAGAAAUGCAGAGCUUUCUAUAAUAAUCUCUAUAUAUUUUAUGUUUUUAAAAUAGCUAAAAAUGUUGCAUGUUACACUUAAGAAAGUGCAUGGUUUUGAUACUUAAUAUUUGUAGGUUCGAUUUAUGGAUUCAGGGUUUUUGUUAGAUGACAGGUUGCAUUUAUAUCUACAUUUUUUGGAUUGAAUGUUUGGCAUUAUCUUCAUUUUCUUUUUAAGUUUUAGAUUCCUCUGGCCAACAAUGGUCCUUUUUUUUCCCUUCACGGAUGGUAGCGCUGAUUGGUUCUUGUGUUGAGAUUCCCUGCCAGUUUGUUAAGCCCAGUAAUUAUACAUCUUAUAAUAUUGUAUGGUAUCGGCAUGAGAGAUUUUACGAUACAGUGAUUUUUAAAACCAGCGGAAUCUCAGAAACAAUUGCAUCUUACAGAGGACGCACAUCGUUAGUGAGAAAGGACAAAAACAAGUGCUCCCUGAGGGUAAAUAACGUGACGCUUGAGGAUUCUGGUCACUUUUAUCCAGGAAUAGAUACAAAAAUGAAUGCAUAUAAACUUCAGAACAAGGUUAUAGAACUUCAAACCACAGGUAUAAAAGUCUUCCCACAUUAGUACAUUUUGUUUACUGUAUGAAUAUAGAGUAUUAUGUAUGGAAAGUGAUCAGAGUUUAUCAGCGCAGGAUUAUCCAUAAUUCAUGGGGUAUAAUUUGUCAAACAUGGUUAUUUACUAAAUUGAGAUUCAUUAGGAAUUCAAAUCUAAGGCCCAAUAUGGAAACAUAGUGUUUCAGCUGUUUUGGCCUGAUUUUGAAAUUCACUUUGAAUUCCUAACAAUUUUCACUUUUGUUUAUAAUUAUGAAAGUGUUUUUUACAUGUAAAAAAUGAAAAAAGGGGAGAAGCCACCCAUGGAUUUUUCAAGCUAGCCUGACUGGUUUACAUAGUGAUUUUCCUAUUUUUAUUUCUUUUGACCAUUUUUUACAACAGAAAACUUUGAUAAAUCUCCCCAAUAGACUAAAAUAGCAUAUGCUGGCAGACAUGCUAGAAAAUCUUUUUAGUCAACAUGUUACCCAGUCAAUUCAUUCUAGCUCUCAUUCUUGAUGCUGACUUAAGGUUGCACUUCCAUAUUCUACUCAAGAAAUUCACAUGCAGUCUUUUACAGUAGCAGUACUUGAAAAAAGUUCUACAAAGUAAAAAAAGGGAUACAAGAUGUGAUAUUUUCUUUUCAAAUCAUUUUUAUUAAAGUUAUAAUGUUUUUACAGCAAAUAAUAACAAAUAGUCAAACAAGCUAUUCGGGGUAGGAAAGGAAAGGGAAACUUGGAAAUAGGAAAGGGGAUCCAUCCACAUUAGUUAACACAUGGAAUAAUGUACAAAACAUUAGUUAUACAUCGUUGAGCUAAACAAAAUAUAUAUUUUAUGAGAAAUAAAAAAAUGUAAUAUCGUCUAUAAGGUUAUUCAAUAUUUGUACAGAGUUCUAAAUUGCUGGGGGGUGGGUGGAACCCUGAGUGGGGUUCUGAAAAGACUGUAAUACUAAUGGAAAAAUAACACCUUCUAUUAUAUAAUUAGUGCCAGUGCCACUUUAAUGCUUCAUAUUUGGAGUUCGUAAUAUAGCACAGGGUGGGAGUAUGGCUGUGGUUGAGGACAAAGCAGAUGUCAAGUUUGUAAAUAUUAAAUUAUAUUAUACUCCAAAUGCAGUCAAUGAUAUGAUGUUAUAACAUGAUUCAAAAAACAUUUAAAAUGAAAAUGAAGUGCCAGGGACCUCAUAGCACCACAGCCGCUUAAUUUUGAUAAAGACCAGAGAGCUCCUUUAAGUAAUUUUGUGUGGGAGGAUGCGUUUGGUGGUAGAAUGGCAUAAGAGAGUGGUGGAGGAUUUAGCAUACUGCUACUUUAGCAUGGGAUGUUCCUAUGAACUGGUUAUGAGUCAGUCAAUAAAAGUGAAGAAGAAUAAGGUCGUUUAGUUCUCUUAAAAUAUCACAUGGAGUAGAAAUGCUAGUCAAAAGAAAACAAUCCACAAUUAUUCAUUAAAAUAAAUAUUAUUGUAUAAUAGCCUCUAUGUGUAUUAUAUUCUGGUUCAUAUACUGAUUAGCUACAACAUUAAAACCACUUGCCAAAUAUUGUGGUGUUACAACAACUCUGAUGCAUCUAGGCAUGGACUCCACAAGACCUUUGAAUGUGUCCUGUGGUAUCUGGCACCAAGACAUUAGCAGCAGAUCCUUUAACUCCUGCACGUUGCUAGGUGGUUUCUUCAUGCAUCAUAUCCGACAGAUGCUUAAUUGGAUUGAGAUCCGGGGGAUUUGGAGACCAGGCAACACCUUGAAUUCUUUGUUGUGUUCCUCAAACCAUUCUUGAACAUUUUUUUCUGAAAGUGGCCACUUCCAUCAGGGAACACCAUUGCCAUGAAGGGUGAAUUUUAUGGGAACCUGUAACAAUCUCUGGGUAGGUGUAUGUGUCAAAGUAACAUUCACAUGAAUGCCAGAACCCAAAAUUUUCCAGCAGAACAUUGCCCAGAGCACUGCCUCCAUCAGCUUGCCUUCUUCCUAUAGAGCAUACUGCCAUCUCUUCCCCAGGUACACAACCAGCCAUCCACCUGAUCUAAAAGAAAAUGUGAUUCAUUAGACCAGGCAAACCUUCAUCUAUUGCUCAAUGGUCCAGUUCAGAUGUUUACGUCUCCAUUGAAAGCUCUUUCAGAGGUGGACAUGGGUCAUCAUGGGAACUGUGACACAACAAACUAUGAUGUACUCUGUGUUCUGACACCUUUCUAUCAUUGACAGCAUUAUAUUUUUCAUCAAUUUGAGGUAUUGUAGCUCUUCUGUGUGAUCGGACCAGACAGGCUAGUUUUUGUUCCCCACAUGAAUCAAUUAGCCUUGAGUGCCAAUAACCCUGAUGUCAGUUCACCAAGGAAGUUAUCCUUCCUUGCACCACUUUUGGUUUGUACUAACCACUGCAUACCAGGAACUACCCACAAGUUUUUUUAGAUGCUCUGACCCAGUUGUCCAGCCAUCACUAUUUGGCCCUUGUCAAAGUCACUCAGAUCUUUUUGCUUGCCUAUUUUUUCUGCUUCCAACACAUGACUGACUGUCACUGGCUGCACAGUAAAUAUCCUACCCCUUGCCAGGUGCCAUUGUAACAAUAUAAUCAAUGCUAUUCACUUCACCUGUCAAUGGUUUUAAUGUUGGGGCUGAUCAGUGUAAAUUUAAGUAAACACACAUUUUUUAGAGCAUAUACUGCCUAUGCCUUGUUUUCUGUAAUCCAGCAGAAUUCCAAAAUAGCAAUUGUAUUAAUGCAAUCUCUCUAGCUGUUCCCAAUGUACUAGUUAUUCUAGAGCCUGGAGACAUGACAGAAGGAAAACCAGUAAAAAUCACCUGCUUAAUGGAUCACACUUGUAUCUCGGAUCCACCAAGACUUUGGUGGAACAAGCCUGGUCUGUAUAACGAUACAUAUCAUACUAAACUGAAAGAUGGAGUUUGGAGAACUAAGAUAGUGCAAAUGUAUAUUCCAUCGUAUCAAGAUCAUGGGACAUUCCUUCAGUGCACAGUUGCACAUCCUACUGGGCAAAUAAUGGAAACAACGGUUUUACUCCAGAUUGAAUGUAGGUAAUAUGUGUGGAAUGUCAUCACUACUUUAAAUAGUAAAUUAGUAACAAACAUAUUAAGGACUGUGGCAGAAAUCUAUAUGACAAGAAUAAAAAUUCAUUUUUUGUGCUUCAUUGUGUCACAGUAUGUCCAUGAAUCUAUUAGUGUAGAGCUCCUAGACCUGGUAUACAAAAAAAUAUUAUAUUAAUGAACUCAGCAGAGUUUUUGCUUGGAGGGUAUCAUUGUUUGCAUCUUUGGCCCCUAAAGGGACACUCUAGCUUUUUGGAAUGCAAAACACGUAUUCCUACUGCUAGAGAAUUUCUCCUAAAUGUUUAGAUUUAUGGGCACCCUCCUUAACAAGUAAAAUACAAAGUUUUACUUAACUUUAGUUUACCGGCAUUGUGUGCUGCACCAAUCAGCAUAUGCUCAUAGAGAUGCAUUGAUUUGGUUUCUGCAGGACAAAAAGACACCAAACGUUGGUCCAGCAAAGAUUACAGGACUGCUCCAGUAAUUGAUUCCAUUGACUGUCUGAGUGACAUUAUAAUUCUCUGUUUACAGUAUUUACAUUGCUGAGGCUGCAGGGUCAGUCUCUUUGCUCCAGAACCAUUGCGUUAAGCUCUAGCGGCCCUUUCGCUUAUAUUCGGCCUCUUUCUAUUAUUGAUAUUCUGCUAAUGUAGGUAUGGAGACAAAAACGCACCACUUCUGUGUCCCCAACCCCUCUCCCAGUUUCAGGAGAGUGGCUGAAUUAAUGGGGUCAGUAGCAAAGACUAAUUGUUGCCUAGAAGUAUUAUUUAAAACAAUCUCAACGAAGACAUGUAUGAUGUAGUAGCACCAAAGAGUGUCUGCCACACCACACAAAGUGUUUUUACUGCAUUGUGUAACAUUACUCAUUCUAAAGAAUAGAAUUUGAAAAACCAUUAACCCCUUAAGGACACAACUUCUGGAAUAAAAGGGAAUCCUGAAGGGGUAAAAUUACAGGCAUACGUAUGUGUAUUGCAUGAUCUGAUUAGAUGUGCAUUGUCUGCUGUUACAUAGUGUCAUGAUGGAGUGCACUCACUAGACUAAAUAAUGUUUAUUUGAUGCUUAAACACAAUAUGCUCCAUCGUGAUACUCUACAUACAAACUGCAUUACGGAGUGCUAUGUACGGAAAUGAGUUCACAGCUUAUUCUUAUGUAAAAUUGUGUAGUUCUGGAUGUGUGCUAUGAAAAAUAAUUUUAAUAAUUUGGUCCUUAAAUUAUUAGAUGCUGCCAAAGGAGUUACAAUUAUACCUGGGAAAAACAAGUUCAGUAAAGGAGAUACUAUGGAACUGAUUUGUAAUUUCUUGGCCUGUAAUCCAGAACCAAGCCACUAUACGUGGUAUCUGAACAGUUCUGUUCUAAUGAAUGAGACAGAGAAAAUCCUGAUUAUGCAUGACAUCACCUCAAAGUUAUCUGGGAAUUAUAUCUGCGCAGUACACAAUGAAAUUGGAAUAUCCUUGUCUAGUCAUUCCGUUAUCAUCACUGAUAAUGAUACUGAAUCAAGUAAGUGUGUUUUCACAGAAUUCACAGUUUGAAAUACAAUGAAGAAUACCACUUUUUGGCAAAGGUUUUUGUAUAUAUAUAUAUAUAUAUUUUUUUUUUUUUUCAUUUAUUAAUUUAGCUGAAGCCAUUAUAAGUCAAUAUAUAAUCAUGGAACUUUUUUAACCAUGAAAUCAUGUACCCUUUUCAAGUGAGCUAUCACUUAGGAAUUAGUUUAGAAGCAUUUUCAGGUUGAUUAUUGACACAAUUUAUGAUAAAAUAACUGAUUUAGAGAUGUUUUUCCAAUUCUUUUGCUUUGGUCUAAAUUUGGCAACUUGUUUUUUACCACACCUCAGUCCAUUCAAUGUAUUUUAACUAUUUAAUCUGUUUUACAUUUAUAAAUAUAAAAAGAUAAGUCCUGCGCUCACUCCUAUCACUCCUGGGCAGCAGCAACGACCACAGUACACAUCAGCCCCAAUAUAUAGUAAAAACCAAAACUCUCUCCUUAAUCCCUAUGUAUAUUUAGACAAACGGAGGUCAUUUAGUUACUCCACUAGCCAUUGGAGGGAAUGAACACCUGUCAACAUCAAGACCCCCCUAAGCGGGUCCUAACACUGACCUUUCACCUUGCUUCCUUGAGCUUCUGGCAAAGUUAUCUCUAAUGAGACAGAAAGGGGUAUUUUUUAUAUACACCCCAUAUAUAUUUAUUAACCCUUGAUAGGGAACACAUGGGAUGGGCGGCAGCAUUGCAACAAAGCUGUGUGAUACAAAAAGUGAAUACAAAUAUAAAAUUAUAAGUCAUGCGCUCACUCCCAUCACACCUGGGCGGCAGCAAUGACCACAGUACACAUCAGCCCCAAUAUAUAUAUAUAAAAAAAAAAAAAAAGUUACCUGCGCUCUCUCCUUAAUCCCUAUGUAUAUUUAACUAAAUGACUUCCAUUUGUCUAAAUAUACAAAGGCAUUAAGGAGAGAGCCCAGGUAACUUUUUUUCCUUUGGUUUAUAUUUAUAUUUAUAUUGUUGCAAGUAAAUGUACUUUCCAUUUAACCUAUAUGUACAUAUAUUCUACAGAUCCUGAAAGCAAGUCUACAUCCUACACACUGAAUCCUACAAUUAUCAUUGUGCCUGGAAUAAUAUGUCUGCUUCUUUUUCUACUGAUUGGCUUCCUUUGUUGGAGGUAAAGGGUCUUAUGCAGAGCAUACAAUGGGAAGUUCAACCCAGGGGACAGACGGGAGCAGGUGGAGUGGGUGAAACCUCAUACCAGCACACAGUCACUGGUUGUAGAAUGUUGAAGUGGGUCACGGCAGGGGCUAUGUACGUCCCUCUACCUACUUACUCAGUGAGGAUUAGAGCAUGGCACUGUCACAUAUGUGGAGGGGAUGGGAACAUACCUUAAUACCAUCAUUUUUAAUUGAUUAUAACCUCUUCCACAGAUAUAGAAAGUUUCAAAAGGUGUUAUGCUGUGUGGCAAAUCAAGCAGAGGUUAGUAUACAGAAAGUUUUAAAAGGUGUUAUGCUGUAUGGCAAAUCAAGCAGAGGUUAGUAUACAGAAACUUUGAACAUGUUACAUAAAAAUACAAAAGUGUAAUGAUAGUUAUAUGUGUGUGUGUGUGUGUGUGUGUGUGUGUGGUAUUAGUGGUUAUAAAUAUCUAGCACUUACCUCAUUGGUCAUUCAUUCAAGAUAAUUCAGCACACUUUUUAACUUUGAUCACGUUUCCAAUCCUAAACCAUCAACCACGUGAUUAAAAUGUAUUUUUAACGAUAAACAAAAGGAAAAAUUAAACUGAAGCUAAUGUGAUUUUUCUGCUUACAUUUUUAGGAUGCCAAACCUUCUGAUGCCGUAUAUGCUGAUCUUCAGAUGGAGAAUAUUAGCCCAGAAUAUGAUGAAUUAAAGGUGACACCUUAGUACUAAUUACCCAUGUAUUAGAAAUAUGUAAACAAUAAAGAUUUAAAUGUCAAUUAAUUUAAUAUGAAUCUAUUUCAAAAGGUAAAAAGGAAGUAUUGAAAUAUGACAAAUCUAGCAAAGUUCUUUCAUUUUGGACAAAUUGCAUAUUAUAAACUAAGCAUGACCUUUUACAUCAUAUCUCAACUAUGAACUUCUAAAGAUUUUGAUCAUUUAUUUUUUUUUCUUUUGUAGCUACACAAAGAGAAGAUUCAUCACCAUAUUCCCGUUGAAAAUAUUUAUGAGUCAGCACAUUAGGAAACUGUUUCAGAAAAGAUUUAAAAUUGCCUUGGUCAAUAAAUGCAAACAAAUAUAAUUAGUGAAAAUUAAACACAAACAAAACAUACAGAAAGCUUUGUUUACAGCAUUCAUACUUAGAUAGUUAGAUAGGCAACUCAAAACCCAAACCUAGAGUAUCUUAAUUUAAGUCCAUUAGAAAACAUGAAAUGUGCCCCCUCUCCUCAUUUUAUGUACAAAAAAAUGAAUAGAAUCUCUUGCAACCAAUGCAACCUCCCUCCUUUGGACUGGAAACGGAUAUCCGGGUCCAUGCUGGGGAAACUCACCCCACUAUUACUGAGGACUCUCCUGCCGUACCAACAACUGCAUGGCUUGCCCAAGAUGGUUGCCACAUCACAACUUCCUCAUCUUCCGGAGAGCUUGUCAAUCCACAGCUGGAUGUAGCACUUUAAAGUUUGUUUUUAUUGGAUAUGCCAAAAGCUCUGGGAGCGUAUUUAUAACUGCUAUCCAAAAACUUCUCCACCUGCAGAGUCUGUAGCCUCCAUUGCUAUGCCAGAGCACUGACCCCACUCUUGGCUGGGGACCUUCAUGGAGGUACCUCUGAAGAGCCUUCCAAAUAACCGACAGGCUCCUCGAACCUUGCAGCACCCUUGGACCUGAUAAAAAAAAAAUUGUGGGGUCCAUAUGUUUUUGUAAAGUAUUUGGGGUCCAUAUUAUGAUUAUGUAUUUGUGUGUUUUUUUUUGUUUUUUUUUACAACUGCGGUUAUAUUUGUGUUUUUUACUUUAGGAAAAAUAGUUGAUAUAUUUGGUUUUGUUAGUUCCUAACCAACGGAUCUCUAUGGUAAAAAUAUAUGCAAGUUACAUUUUUAAGGAGUAAUGUUAUUAACAUUCUAAUUUUAUGUAUGUGUUUGUUUGACCACAUCACAAAAACAUAGAAAGGAUUUCUUUGUUCAUGGCAUAAAUUCAUAGAAAUAUCUUCUAACUGCAGAAGCAUUUACAAACAAACAUGUGGACUGUAGAAAGAAUGCCAAAACAUGUUUGGAUGAAUUUAAAUGUGGGAAUUAAUUCUUUAUACAAACCAGAGUAAUAAUAGUGGGUAGCUCUUCUGGUUUAUAAAAUGGGGACCUUCAUAAGCUGGAGGAAUGUGUAUUAUGUAUUAAAGAAUCUGGGACAAAAUACAAUUUAAUAUGGGGAUCAAAUUAUUCAUUUGGUGUUCUUGAUGUGGUUUUGCUGAGAUUGAAACAUCACUUUAUCACUGUCGGGAGCUGGGUAACACAAGCCCACUGUCAGGACCUGUGGUUCCAUGUUUGCGGAGCUGUUUGCAGAGUUAUAAGGAGGGUCGUGCUCUUUAAAAUCACCACUAACAAGUAAGAGAUGUAAUGGGAGCUGACUGCUAGUAGGAGCACAGUGCACUUUUUCCCAUCUACAAAAUAAAAGUCUUAAGAUUCUGCAGCCGUUUUCCAAAAAAUGAAGAGUUGAGUCCCUUGAGACUGAUAUUAGUUGAGAGAGAAUCAUGAUAACGCCUUGUUGAUUAUGAUUAUAUUCAAGCAGGGAAUAUUUCUAGACUAGGCAAAGCAAAAGUCAUUUAAUAGGAGAAAAGAUGCUACUUGAGGCUUUACAGUACUGUGCACACCUGUGUAUCAAGAGUGUAGAUACGGGUAAAAGGUCCUGCAGUUAAUGCAGAUUUAACACUUGUGGACAAAAAUGACUAUCUAACAGUAAAAAAGAGAAUCUUCAUUUUCACCUUGCAGUUAUUGAACACAGUUUGUAAAAUAAUCUGCCUCAUUUAUUCUACCCUGUCCCCCCCAUGUAAUGACAUGUGGGUACUCUGGCUGAGUAUUCCCAUUACUUCUCAGCUUUCUGCGCUAUUAUCAGACCACCCUGUAUAGCCUUUCUGAGCUGAAGUAUGCAGUGCAGUUAGGAGCACUCAGAUGCCCAUCUCAAAGUACUCUGAGCUGUAUUCAGAGGUGAAACAUAGCCUGUGGUUAUAGUAGUGAUCAUAGCCUUUACCCCUCACCAUGAGUCGAGACUACUAGCAUAUUAUUAUUUUUAAUAUAAAAAUGUUACUGUCUUUACCUCUAGAUUACCACUUUCAUUUUCUGAACACACAGUUUCCAACUGUUAUUUUAAGUGAAUGCACUUUACGCAUAUUUAUUGUGCAUAUAGUUAAUAAUAUUUUCAGUGAUAGAAUGUGGUUGGCAACAUUUUUUAUUGUAUAUAACAAAUAUUUGCUAUCUUUCUUAAUGUAUUGCCCUUCCUAGCAGUAAACACUUUCACCUAUCUUUGACUUUGAUUUAAUAUUUUUGGAUAAACCUUUCAAUGAUCACAAUCUGUUAGAAAAACCUUUCAAAUGAUUUAUCUACAGAAGUCACCAUUAAAGUCUUUGGGAAUUUUUUUUAAUUUUUAUUGAGAAAUCAUGUGAAAUGUUUUUCUAACAGAUUGUAAUCAUUUAAAAAAGGCUUAUCCAAAAGAAUUGAAUUGAGGCGGAUGGUCUCAGGAUUUCAGUGUAAAAUUCAUUGUAUCUAUACCUCUUUGAAAGAUUAUUGUAAAGCCGAUAUUAUUUAGUAUGUGUAUGAUAUUUUUAGCUACAAACAGACUUUUAACUUAAAGAACCCAUAUAAAGUUCUAAACAACAUACAAAAAACACACAUUUCUGGUACGAAAUAAAACAAAAAACCAUUUAAGAUUACUAAUUUUAUAAUUUUUAUAAUGAAUAAAAGAAAUGAUAAACUCUUACGCAAAGCUAUUACGAUAAACUCUCAAUGGUGAAAAGACUGUCAAGGAUGUUGUCACAGGUGAUGUACUUCUCUUUAUUCUUUGUAAGCACAACCCAUGACGUGUAAAGUACAGUAACACACUGUUUAACUCAGUAACAUGGGUACAUUUACUUCACUGCAGCUUCUCUCAAUCUCCAGAAAAAAAGACAGAAAGAAUGCCUGUGAUUUUCUGGCUAAUCCAUUGCUUCUCACAGAGAAGCAUUGAGAGGCUGAGUGCAGGCACUGGAAUUGCUGCACUGACCCAGCAAUGCUUGUCAUAGAGUAUUAUUGAAUCCAGUGCUGCUCUGAGAGAAGCAUUGCCUUACACUUUGUGCUGGGCAUAAAACAAUCAGACUGAGCACCCUAACUCUUGAUUGAGAAAAUGUAUGGCUGAACAAUUACAGAACCUAUUGACCAUGUUCACCUGCUAUAUGGAGUGUGCUGCAGCCAAAUUAUUGAACAAAAAGUAAAAAUGAUAUAUAUUUACAAGGAGAGGCGGACAAUCUCCCAAUGUAGGGCUUGUUUCUUAUGAAGAAUCUCCUGCAACCAAUAUUCACUCGCUUCUUGGACUCCUUGGAGAAGCGAGGCAUGUACUCUACCACACAAGAUGACAACUAGACAAGCAGCAUCCAAGAGGUAAGAGGAGCCCCUUCAGGCAUAACAAGCGCACAGCUACUCUCACACAUCAAUUCUCACCCACCUAGGUCCCCCAAAGCAUCAUCCACGCAGACAGAAAACAGACCGCCGCCAAGCUGGCUACACACCAUCAAGGUCUCCUGUUACACCAUAGGGGGAAAGGACUUGGACUCACAGAGUCCAGGACUCAGCUCAAGUCCAUGGCCACAAGAUGCCGACCCAAACACAGUCCUGGGGCUGGAAGGGGUUACUGCCAUUGCACCCUCCAUGAUGACACCCACCGUGACCUCCAUGCAUUUUUAACGCUUUUUCCCAUGUUGGGUAUAGGCUGAAUGGUAUAGGCUCAUAUACAGGAAAAGCACAGUGGUCCCCAUUCAAAGCCCUCCUUUGUCAAACGGACAACAUCCAGUUCCCUAUGCAGCCUUCUAAGCCGACAUCUGCAAACAUCAUUGCAUUCUUUUGUAUUCUUUUAUGUUCUUUUAGUUUCUCACUAUUUUAUUUACGAAGUAUUGCAAUGCAGUUUCACUCUCAUGUUUUGCUAGUCUCAGGGAAGUUAAUGCCCGUGAGUUAGGCUAACACAGUUAACCUUUGCAUAGUUAAGCAUGUUUCACUAAUUGUACUAUAUAAUAUAAAAUGGUGAGGGCACACACAAAAUAAAAUAUUACCACAAACUUUAGACAAUGAUGGUAAAAUCUAAAAAUGAUGGUAAAAUCUAAAAAAUAAAAUAGAACAUACACAUAGGGUAAUAUAGUUAAAACUUGUUCUAUGUAUUAAAAUAAAUGGAUCCACUCACGUGGUUCUGACUCACUCCAAAAUCUGCCUCAAACUAUACAGAAGGAAUAGGUAGAAACUUGAUGUGGGUCAUGAUACUGGGUUCACGACUGUUGUCUCUUAGAUGCAGCACCAAAAUAAAAUCCAGGAUGCCGGAUAUAGGUGUAAGAGGUCAUUCAUAACUUUAUUGGAACAAAUAGUAAAAUAGAACCUUACAGUAAAAAUAAAGUCCACCUCCACUUAACACGUUUUUCUGCUUGCUCGUCUUUCUCAAAAGUAGUUUAGCUGCAAACAUCCAUAUAGUUUUCCCUUUUAUAUCAAUUUUAGUGCCUUUUUCCAAGAACUCGUUCAUCACUUCCGGGUUCGUCAUUUUCUCACAUUCAUGCGCAUCCUUGCGUCUGACAUGGGACGUGCGGUCACGUGCGGAUUAGAGUAUCGGCACUCAAGUCGAAGCUCCAAUUCACAAUCUUGUGUGUUCUAAGUCCAUCAUAUAUAAUCUAUUUGCAGCUCUAAUGCAUAGAACAGGUUUUAACUAUAUUACCCUAUGUGUAUGUUCUAUUUUAUUUUUUUAGAUUUUACCAUCAUUGUCUAAAGUUUCUGGUAAUAUUUUAUUUUGUGUGCUUUCACCAUUUUAUUUAAUAUAGUACACUUGGUUUUUGUGUGAUUGUAGCACCACACUGACCAUUUUUUUUUAUCAACUUUACUAAUUUAUUGCCAAUAAUGUUUCACUAAUUAUCUCCUCUCCGUGGAUUUGAUGAUUCUCUAGCCAUAGCUAGCAACUAAUUUACUAUCCACCAUGUAACAUUCAAUACGUGUCUUUACCUGUUAACACUGUUCUGCUGUAAGCUGCGAUGUGUCAGUUUAGCGUGUAUUCAAUAACUUUAAAAGUAGGCAGUCAUGUCGCAGAGUAUAUAUCGGUGUGCAUAUUACUGCAAUUUUAUUUUCUGUACCCAACCUACCUGUGCCUCAAUAAAAGAAAGAAUUGCAAAAAAAAUAAAUAAAUAAAAUCUCUUGAACCAAUGCAACCUCCCCCCUCUCCUUUGGACUGGAAAUGGAUAUCCCAGUCCAUGCUGGGGAAACUCACCCAACUAUUACUGAGGACUCUCCUGCCGUACCAACAACUGCAUGGCUUGCCCAAGAUGGUUGCCACAUCACAACUUCCUCAUCUUCCGGAGAGCUUGUCAAUCCUUUUAAUAUUGUUAUUAGUGAUAUUGCAGAAGGUCUUGAUGGUAAGGUAUGUCUUUUUGCUGAUGAUACUAAGAUAUGUAACAGGGUUGAUGCUCCAGGAGGGAUAAGCCAAAUGGCAAAUGAUUUCGGUAAACUAGAAAAAUGGUCAGAAUUGUGGCAACUGACAUUUAAUGUGGAUAAGUGCAAGAUAAUGCAUCUUGGAUGUAAAAACCCAAGGGCAGAGUACAGAAUAUUUGAUAGAGUUAUAACCUCAACAUAUGAGGAAAGGGAUUUAGGCGUGAUUAUUUCUGAUUACUUAAAGAUAGGCAGACAAUGUAAUAGAGCAACAGGAAAUGCUAGCAAAAUGCUUGGUUGUAUAGGGAGAGGUAUUAGCAGUAGAAAGAGGGAAGUGCUCAUGCCAUUGUACAGAACACUGAUGAGACCUCACUUGGAGUAUUGUACACAGUACUGGAGACCGUAUCUUCAGAAGGAUAUUGAUACCUUAGAGAGGGUUCAGAGAAGGGCUACUAAACUGGUUCAUGGAUUGCGGGAUAAAACUUACCAGGAAAGGUUAAAGGAUCUUAACAUGUAUAGCUUGGAGGAAAGACGAGACAGGGGGGAUAUGAUAGAAACAUUUAAAUAUAUAAAGGGAAUCAACACAGUAAAGGAGGAGACUAUAUUUAAAAGAAGAAAAACUACCACAACAAGAGGACAUAGUCUUAAAUUAGAGGGACAAAGGUUUAAAAAUAAUAACAGGAAGUAUUACUUUACUGAGAGGGUAGUGGAUGCAUAGAAUAGCCUUCCAGCUGAAGUGGUAGAGGUUAACACAGUAAAGGAGUUUAAGCAUGCAUGGGAUAGGCAUAAGGCUAUCCUAACUAUAAGAUAAGGCCAGGGACUAAUGAAAGUAUUUAGAAAAUUGGGCAGACUAGAUGGGCUGAAUGGUUCUUAUCUGCCGUCACCUUCUAUGUUUCUAUGUUUCUAUGUUUUUUAUGUAAUCCACAGCUGGAUGUAGCGCUUUGAAGUUUGGUAUUAUUGGAUAUGCCAAAAGCUCUGGGAGCGUAUUUAUAACCGUUAUCCAAACACUUCUCCACCUGCAGAGUCUGUAGCCUCCAUUGAUAUGCCAAAGCACUGACCCCACUCUUGGCUGGGGACCUUCAUGGAGGUACCUCUGAAUAGCCAUCCAAAUAACCGACAGGCUCCUUGAACCUUGGAGCACCCUUGGACCUGAUACCUUGCCAAGAGGUAAAACAGGAUCCAUGGAACCACGGCGCUGGCUCCCCUUAAGGCCGGGGCUCUUGGGGGUAAAGAGGUCUGGUACAGAGGACAGAUCGCAGCUUACAAGCCUGUAUGUACCGUUAUGCUCUUCAAAAAUAAAAAAGAGUGAAGUAAGAGGCAAACUAGUAACCUGCUAGAGGCUCUGAGUGAUCUUAAUCCUUUUCUGUGUAUAAGUCAUAUGCAAUAACUAGUGUUAGUAGUGUUUGGUAGGAGAACAAAAGGCUAACACAGUGAAUACAGGAGAUUAUACAAUGAUAACAUAAGCAUUUAUUUUAAAGUCAUAUACAAACCUGUUUACAUUAUAUUUCAUACUCUAUGAUGCUUGACAUGACUCUCAUCGAUGCAGUAGCAACUCCAUUAAUAAAAGGAAUCUUUAAAGGACUACUAUAGUGCCAGGAAAACAUACUCGUUUUCCUGGCACUAUAGUGCCCUGAGGGUAAAAAAUAGGGUUAACCCUAGCUGGACCAGGCACCAGGACCACUUCAUUAAGCUGAAGUGGUCUGGGUGCCUAGAGUGGUCCUUUAACAUACAAGAAUGCCAAACAAAAAAACCCCAGAAAAAUGGUGAGCAAAAACGACAAUUUAAUAAAAUAUCAAUAGGGAUAUCGAAACAAUAAUUCAGAGAUAUUUCCUGCUAUGUAUGCAACAGUGUAUCAACAAUAUGUAUCAUGCUAUAUAAAAUGCAUUUUAUCAAAAUAUAUGUGACAACAAUCUGUGUUAGAGUGAACUACUCCACAAGUAUUUUGAAAUAACAACAAAGAGUGUUGUAAAUAAUCAGUGCAAGUAUACUGUGUAAGCAAAUACUUCCUUAGUAUUAUAAUUAAUUAUCAUUAAUAAUGUUAAAAUUGACUAAUCAGUGUACUACAAUAUAUAUACAUAAUUUAAAUAUUAUAGAUAUAUACUUUGUAGUACAUUUUCAAGCCAUUUGUUUUGUGUGAUUUUUCCCCCUGAAUCUAUAGCUAUGGCCAUAAAAAAAAAAAAAAAAAUAUACACUGUUGCAUACAUAGGAGGAAAUAUCACUGUAAUUUUGUUUCGAUAAUCCUAUUGAUAUUUUAUUUAAUUAUUGUUUUUGCUCACCAUUUUACAGGGUUUUUUUUUUUAUCAGUUGGGGAUUGAACCACCAGUACCUAAUACCACCAGAGCAGGUCUUUUGCUCAGAAAAGUGUAAGUUGGAUACCUUUAUGUCAUAGUACAUUCUGAUUUUUGUAUUUUACCACUGUGUAAGAAAUGGGUUGCCUUUAAAAAUAUUUUCUAUUUAAUAUAUGUGCAGAUGCUUUUGUGGAGGUUUAUGUCUUAUUUGUCACAUAUUCUCUGAAGAAUAACUUUGUAAGAGGGUCAUCAUUUCCUUUAAGUGGAUUUCCUGUUUCAUGUAUUUUCAUUCUACACUCAGACCACUCAUCACUGCUGAUCAACUGAUAUCCUCUCAAAAGUGUGAGUUAGUUCACCUUUGUACUUUAACCCAACUCUACUAACUGGCUAUAUUGCACUUUUAUUUGUUUGUGUUCAUUUCUUUUUUAGAUUCAUGUAAUUGACCAAAAAUAAUCCUGUUUGGACGUGUAUGCAUUUUGAAUGUUAAUAUUGUACUUAAGGUCUGCUAUAUGUGUUUAAUAUCUCCCAUCACAUAUACACGGUGCACUUACCUAAUUUUGUUUUUGUUUUGUGUGUCAUUCUGUGCUUCCCUAGAGAUAAUCAUUCCAGUCAGUCAAACAAUGCCUACAAGAUGUCAGCCUUUUAUUACUGGGGACUUUAAGAGCUCUUUAAGUAGUGAACAAAUGUGUUCUUUGCCAUCUGCCAGACACCUUGACCCGCAUUUGCACCUGGGUCCCCCUCCUGUUAUCCUGAUUCCCUGGUAUACAUUUGUGGGAUGUGGGCACUAUUGCCCCUUUUGUGCCAAAAGGUAGCCCAUUCUGAAUAAGUUUGUUCUGGACAUUUCCUUAACGUUCUUUUGCCCAGAAGGCUCCAUGGGUCAAUGGCUUACUUUUUAUAAAUCACCACAUUGCUUAGCUUUUGCUCCUAUUGAUAUGUAAUGGUUGUUUCUACUUUGCUAUUAUUUCUAUGUUAGCUAUUUUUUUUCUGCAACUUAUUCUAUUUAUUUUGAAUACAUUUUAGGUUGUCCUUUUACUGUUUUUGUUAGAGAUUCUGUGCCUUAAUUUUGUGAUGCUGUAGUCAUGUAUGAUUUGUACUGGUACACCUAGUGUGUUGCCCAAAAAUGAGGGAGUUGGACUAGUAUUAGGUUGCUCAAAAACUGGCACAAAUAGGGAUCCACUAAAACCUACAAAGGAAUAACCAGAAAAAGGACACCAAAGGUGUCUAGGGAUACCAGGAGCUUGCCUAAAAUGUGGCUAAAAAAGCUAAAACAUCUAUAAAGGGGUAAUACUAUUAGAGGUAUUGUACCUUUAAGAGGGAUGCAAUACCUUUAAGAGGAAGUAAUAUAUCAGAACAACAAAAAAUAUAAGUGGACCCAAAAUAGUAAAAAGUGAAUGGAUUAAAAAAUCAUAAAAUAGAAAAUAAAAAUAAAAGUAAAAAUAAAAAUAAGUAUAAAAGGAAAGAUACUCACUAAAUAAUGAAACAUACAGGAGUUAAAAAUAAAAAAUGAUAAAAAAAAGUGCAAAAAGGAAUAAAAUAAUAAAAACAAUAAAGCUGAAUAAUAAAAUACAAAAUAAAUAAAAAAAAUAAAAUAAAAAAUAAUAAAUAAUAAAUAAUAAAAAAUAAAAAAAAUGCAACAAAGAAAAAGAACCACUGUGGUAAAUCUGGAACAGGAAUGUGCAGUACAAGUGACUCGAUUACUGCUAUAUAGCAGAAUGUCUGGCACCUGUACCAGAUACUAUAUGAUACACUUAGUAUCUAGUUGGAUGCAAACAGAAACAUGUAUCAUAUUAUAGCAAUACAGUAUAAGGAACUGCAGGCUAAAAUAUUCUUAUACACUGAAAUCAGUGUUAGAUAACAAGCACUGGUUCUCAAACUGGUUAAAAGUAUAAGCCAGUUUAUUAGGACAAAUAAUAUAAAAUGCAAAUAAGAUUAAAAAUUGCAAAAUACACAUCAGGAAAAGUUAAUCUCAUUAUUACCAGGUGGUAUGUUGUCAGACCUAAACAGAAACCUUCGGUACAGAUGAGGAUGGAUGUGGAUUAAAAUCUUAGCCGUUUGUGGUAAUACCACUGGAGAGGACAGCGUGUGAAUUCACACACCUACGAAACGCGUAAGACUGUAAGGACACACAUCAAGACUCAGUUCUACCAGACACACGUCAUCCACAGUCAGCAUCCUUCCAGGACCUAUUGGUUUGUGUAUCGCUACGAAGCCGUUCACAGCACACAUCCCUCCGGAGAGAGGCUCCGGCAGGGACGCUUGGUGAAUUCACACGCUGUCCUCUCCAGCGGUAUUACCACAAACGGCUAAGAUUUUAAUCCACAUCCAUCCUCAUCUGUACCGAAGGUUUCUGUAAUACCACAACAUACCACCUAGUAAUAAUGAGAUGAACUUUUCCUGAUGUGUAUUUUUUAAUUUUUAAUCUUAUUUGCAUUUUAUAUUAUUUGUCCUAAUAAACUGGCUUAUACUUUAUUAUUAUUAUUAUUAUUAUUAUUAUUGCCAUUUAUAUAGCGCCAACAGAUUCCGUAGCGCUUUUAACCAGUUUGAGAACCAGUGCUUGUUAUCUAACACUGAUUUCAGUGUAUAAGAAUAUUUUAGCCUGCAGUUCCUUAUACUGUAUUGCUAUAAUAUGAUACAUGUUUCUAUUUGCAUCCAACUAGAGACUAAGUGUAUCAAAUAGUAUCUGGUACAGGUGCCAGACAUUCUGCUAUAUAGCAGUAAUCGAGUCACUUGUACUGCACAUUCCUGUUCCAGAUUUACCACAGUGGUUCUUUUUCUUUGUUGCAUUUUUAUUUUAUUUUUUUAUUUUUUUUAUUUUUUUUAUUUUUUUAUUUAUUAUUUAUUAUUUAUUAUUUUUUAUUUUAUUUUUUUAUUUUAUUUAUUUAUUUUUUAUUUCAUUAUUCAGCUUUAUUGUUUUUCUUAUUUUAUUCCUUUUUGCACUUUUUAUAAUUUUUUAUUUUUAUUUUUACUUUUAUUUUUAUUUUCUAUUUUAUGAUUUUUUUAAUCCAUUCACUUUUUACUAUUUUGGGUCCACUUAUAUUUUUGGUUGUUCUGAUAGAUUACUUCCUCUUGAAGGUAUUGCAUCCCUCUUAAAGGUACAAUACCUCUAUUAGUAUUACCCCUUUAUAGAUGUUUUAGCUUUGUAAGCCACAUUUUAGGCAAGCUCCUGGUAUCCCUAGACACCUUUGGUGUCAUUUUUCUGUAGUCACGUAUAAUCUACUGUGUUAUCGUAUUAUAUUUUAAUUUGUUAAUAUUGAUUGUACUAUUGUACUUCUGUUCUAGUGUGACACUUUUCAUGUGGUUCACACAAAAAUUAGGCAUUUAAAAACAUCCACUUAUAGAAAAGAUAACACACAAUUCUAUAACCUGAUUCUUCCCUUUCCCCAUCUAUCAAUAGACUCCUUAAUCUGUUUAUAGAUUAUAAUCCCAUAUUAUUAUUAGCUGUUUGAGAUAUUCCUCAAUUUCUAGUGAAUCUGGAUUAAUUGUGUUGGGAGGAACUCAUAUGGGAACAUUUGAAAAAACAAAAAAAGUUUAUUUCCUCUAUCAAACAAUGAUUGUGCUGACUUAACAAGUACAAUGUUUAUUUUAGACUGAAAACACAUUUCUCAAUCUCACUUAUUUCUCCAAGUUGGCUUUUUGUCUUACAUUUUGCAAUUCUUUAUUUUUUUAAUUAACCACAUUUUAGUUUUUUUUUUCAUCAAUUAACCACCUGUACCACUUCAGUGGAAGAAUUAUCACAACGUUUAUUUCAAGGGUUCAAGAAGAAUAACAGUCUCCUGUUCUUGGCUUUGAUAUCCUGACCCAAUUGUUUUGCUUCCUAUCUGGGAUACACAUCCUAGUUCUUGACUCUGCUCGUGGUACCAAUAUUUUAAGAUCCUGCUGAUCUCUUGCCCGCAUACUUGAUGAACCUCUUGAUUCUGCUCAUAGUAAAAGGCAACAUCUAACUAUUAUCUCUCAUUCUUGAAUAGACCUCCUUCAUUAACAAACUAACAUAUUGUUAAAGAGACAUUCUUACUGUACUUACUGCAAUGCAUACACUUCAGAUAACUCAAUAUAUAAGUCAACAUCUGCUGAAUAUAUUCAAACCACUCUCUUACUUUACCUUUCUGCUCAACUUUGUGGCCUUAAACUUUGUUGUGAAACAUAUGUGGAUACUAAGGAUGAACUCAGCUUGACUUUCUCACUAUGCACUUCUUCCCUCAUUGUUAUAGAAGUCAUAAUCUAAUCAAUUCAAUUCAUUUUUAAGCUUAUUAUAUUGCUUACUAAAUGAAAGUUUGUAUCAUAACAAGUUAUCUACUUAUUGUGUAUGGGCUCAUAUGAGUUUAGGCAAAUGUAUCUAAAGUAAAAACCCUUCAUUUAUAAAGUUAUGUCUUUCCAUUAUCGCAAAAUAUACCACCAUAACCACCAGAAAACAUCACAAUGACUUCUUCUCUGUUUGAUAGAUGGAGGAAGUUCAAGAGGUUAUCCUGCUCUAAAAAUAAUCAAACAGAGGUAGAAAAAAAUUAAGCUUCAACUAAUAAAUACAUAAUUCAAAAUACAAUUAUCAUAAUUUCAUGCUAUUUUAUUAUUUGCGUUACGUUAAUACCAAAGUAAAUUCAGCACAUAUGUUUUAUUUGUGUCAAUAUGGGUCCUCACAGAAUGAUUGGCAAAAAAGAAAAAUCUCUUACUAUUUUUUGAUCAGUGGAUUUCUUUUCAAUGUGUCUGUUUCUCUAGUGCCUUCCCUUUAAAAACGGCUGGCGGGAAAGCCCAAAGUGGCCAUGUCACUCCAAACUCUUCAAAGUACAUUGAGGGAUUUGUAUCAGAAAGUGUUGCAGUCAUCUUUUAUGACUAAUUUAAAAACCUCCAUUUGUUUAAAAAUACAUAGGGAUUAGUGAUGUCCCGAACUGUCCGCCGAACCGUUCGCGAACUGUUCGCCGGCGAACAAUAGCGUGUUCGCGGUGGGCGAACACGCGAUUUCUGGUCCGCCCCCUAUUCGUCACCAUUGAGUGAACUUUGGCCCGGAACCUCACAGUCAGCAGACACAUUCUGGGAGGGAGGGUCUGCUGCUGAUUGGCUGGAAUGUGUCUGCUGACUGUGAGGUUCCGGGCCAAAGUUCACUCAAUGAUGACGAAUAGGGGGCGGACCGGAAAUCGCGUAUGUUCGCCCACCGCGAACACGCUAUUGUUCACUGGCGAACAGUUCACGAACGGUUCGGCGGACAGUUCGUGACAUCACUAAUAGGGAUGUGGAAAGAGUGCAGGUAACUUUUUUCUUUGGUUUUUACUAUAUGUAUUUUGGCUGAUAUGUAUUAUAGUCGUUGCUGCUCCCCAGGAGUAAUGGGAGUUUGAGCGCAGGACUAGUUUCUUUGUAUUUAAAUGAAAACUGGCAGAGUUUACUAAGAACGAAAGCAUAUUUUUUUAGAUCACUUUAAUAUAUAGGAUCAAAAUGAUGAAAUUUAAUCACAUUUCUGAAUACUGAUAAAUAUCCUCCAUCGUAUCUUCCUGCUUCUUCAAGACCUGAGUCAAAUAAUGCUAAAUGUAAAAUCUUCAUCUUUAACCCAGGUCUGGGUUUUAGCCAGGGUCCAUUACUGUUGGCAUAAUAACUAUAACAUUAAUAAAAGAACCGACCUUGCCAGUAUAAUGUUUGGUAUUAUAGUAUUAUAUUUUUAAUUACUAAGUCAUCUGGAAAACAUUUUUGUAAUGACAAAUUUCAUGAAAUGCUCAUUUUAACUAAAAACUAACCUUUGUUUUUAUCAAUACUUCUAUGUUGACCAUCAAAAUGAAUCUAUAUAAACUGGUCUUAAAAAGACCAAGGAGAUGAAAGUUCAGUUAAUGAUGACUUAACGGUGACAAUUCACAAUUUUAUCUGUCUGUCUGUCUUCUUGUCUCUUUGUCUGUCUAGCCGGCUACUAUUCCAUCUAUUGCUAGAUCCAUGUAUUAUAGUUCUAGGGGACUCCCCAAACUCUAUUAUUAUAUUACUCUCUUCCCUAUACAGGAUGGAAGAAGAAGUAGGGACUCUCUCUUGUUUGUCUCUUGUUUUUGCAACAAACAUAGUGUAUGUGAGCAAGGAGCAUAUCUAUGAAGUUUAAUUCAGAGGUGUGCACUGUCAUUUUUAUGCCAUCUUGUAGGGGAACAAACAUCUAUAGUUAAACGGAAGAUAGCCUUGGAAUCAGAGAGAGUAGGCUGUAGAUUCCAUUGACUCCUACAAGUGGUCAAUAAGGCUAUAAAGGAGAGAUAGAUUUAUUAUAAGCAGCAGUGCUGAUUCAUAAAUAAAGGAUACCGCACUCUCACAGUGAAAACCAGGUGCAUCAAAGACCGGGUUGGCAAAACCCAAUUUAGUAGAUAGGCCUCUGUGUAGGUCGAAACAUUGCACAUUCAGUUUUCAAUAAAUCUGCAUUUUUGAUGAAACCUUGAGUGCCUAGACCUACUUUCUACUUAUAUUUAUUAUAAGUAGCAAGCUAAUCACAAACUAAUAAGAGACCUUCAAGUAAAAGCCAUGUGUAGAGACCUGCCUACCACAUCACGUACUAUAAGUGGUAGUGAUGCUGCUGCAGAACAUAUCGAGAUGACAAGUUUCAGGUUAACCGAGAGGUGCUGCUAGUUAGUUCUAGAACAAUAUUCAAAACCCCCAAAUAAAUGUGAAAAUACUCCUAUCAGUUUACAGCAAAUUAUAUACAUAAUAUUAUAUUUUGCAGUAGUCUGAGGUAGGUUACUAAAUUAAACUCACUGAGCUCAUACAGUGGAAGUCCUCUAGUUGGAGCAUGCCAGGUUACUAUCGAGUUCUGAGAUCCAUAUAGUGUACAUGCAGAUGCAAACUCACCUACUUUUUUUAGUAGCGACAUGCUGCAGUCCUCCAUCCUGCAUAAAAUGGCAAUAAAAUGUAUUGAGCAUCUCCCAGAUGCCCAUUUGAACAGAGUGGUCAUGUUAAAUAAUUACCUUAUUUUCAUUAUACCUUUUCUUACACAGGCAGAAGUAAAAAUGUGGAUCAAUUCAGAUAUUGCUUGGGACUUUACUAAAUUUCUGAGUCAGUCAGUGGGGACACUUUUGGGAUCAUUCCAGAUCAAUUAAGAUUUAUUCAGAUAGGCUCCUUUUCAGAAUUUGAUUUGAAAAAUUUAGGUUUCAACUAAUUUGGUAGCAUAGUACAAUGCUGAAUUUCUGUCAUUUUCAUGACAUUUGAAAUGUUAAUUUGCAGAUUGGUGGAUACACCAUAAACAUACGACAGAUGUCUGCAAAAUACUGGAAGUUUUAUUUCUUUAAUUUUUAUAGAAAAAACAUUGUUUCAUGUCUGUUUCAUUUGCAUUACUUCUCUAAUCUGUAGGAAAACAGUGUCACGUAAGCUGUUUCCUGUUCAUUUCAGUUUAAACGAAGAAUGAAAGACAAGACGACCUGUAAGUAUAACUGUUCAAUUACUUACAAAAUCUAUACAUUACUACUUCCUGCAGUCAUUUCAUUGUCAUGGUUAUAUUUUCUUUAUACCUCUAAAGACUAUUAUAUAUAGAAUUACAUUGCUAAAAACAUCACAUACUGGAGUACUGACUCUCCUUGACUAGUAGAUUAAUUUCUUGAGCUUCUUGAGACGGGUAACUUCUAAAUACAAAUGCAUGCAGGAACUUCUAUAUAAAAAGGGCAAACAAUGAGAAGUGAAUUGUGUGACUUGUAUAAAUUUUAUGAAUUGCAUGGAAACUUUUUUUAAAUUCUAAAUUAAAAGAACGUUAGAACCUUACAUUUAAUGUGAUUUCCACUGCUUUAUGUAGAUAAUCGUUAAAACAUAUGUACGUAAAAGUAAAAAAAAAAAAAAUACAUGCAUUUAUUCAUCUUUCCCUAGGACCCUGCUGCUCCUCGUUUGAUAGCAAGGACACAGGUAAAAAUAAAUAAGAACACCAGUACUUUUCCAUACAAGUAAUUAAAAAAGUGAGCUUUAUAGCGCUUGUCUGACAUGAGUAUGGCAGCUUAAACUUUCCAAACCUGAGGCUCUUCUUUCUGUCCUUAGAUAGCUACUGUAAAAGAAAGAGGGUGCAGUAAAGCAGCACCUUCCAAGUGUCCUCAAGUCCAAGUAGAAGUAGAGCAAUAUGAGAGAUACGAGGAUAAGGGAAUGGAAUAUAGUGCAGUAUUUUGAUUACUGGUGAAUUAAAUUAGAGAAAUAGCACAAGUUUCUGGAGUUUAUAAUCAUCUCCAGAUAUAUGCACCUGGGUGGUACAAUCCCCACCGAUGGAUAAGCUUCUGGUCUUGGUCCUUUACUGGGAGAUGUUCCAAUAUCAAUAAGUGGUGUGACAGAACCAUCUGUCUGCUUGGAUUUUAAUUGCAUUCGUCUGUCUGUCUCCCGUUCGUAUGAAUGGCUGGUUUCUAUAGCCCAGCCAUUCGAAUGACUCUUUUUCCCGAACAAACCUGCCGAACGGACGGCCACCCAGGAGAGAAGUGUGCUGCUGGUUAACCUAUUGAUCCCAAUUAGAACGUUGUGGUUAACCGCAGACACUUCUCAAUUAAACCGAAUUCAGGGUGGUCGUCGUUCGUAUGUCGACCACGAGGCAGCGGCCAUUUUAAACCAAGCGAAAGCCCAGCGGUGUUUGGCUCUAUUUCUAUGGAACUAAAAACGGACACUUUUUCUGCCGAACACCGCUGAAACAACGGAACGCCUGGCUGCCUCUACGAAACCAUACGAACACCGGCCGUUCGGGAGUUUUGGAGCAUACGAAAAGACUUAACACAGAUAGCCUUCCCAUGGAGUCAUUCGUAUACCGAAAGACUGUAAGAACUUUGACUCCAUGGCGAUUGAACUAUGUGUGUGGGAUCUGAGCGCUAUUCGCCAAUAAUAUGCACUCAGAUCCAGGCUAUCUGGGGAUAUGUGAUACGAAUGGGAAAUGUUCGGUUUUUGUGAAGUUAUAUAUUUUUAUGUCUUUUGUGAUUUUAUAUUUAAAAUGGCGACUGGCUUUGUCCUGGAGUUAAUUGAGUUACUUGGUAAUUAACUCCAGGGCAGAGGGGAGGGAAUCAUAAUGCACUGUGGGUAAAAUCUGUGACUGUGUGUCUGGAAUGUCCCCAUAUCUGUCUGUCAUUUAAGUCUCCCAUUUGGUCCCCUAGGGGUGUGUCCACCAAGUGGGAGACCUGCAUAAAUACGGCCAGGUAGCCCACAGUAAACCCAGAUCCUGUUUGACCCUCAAUGCGGAGCUUCUGUGUCGUUAUUGGGGGGAUUUCUUCUUCACGUUUAGAGACUGCUGGAUGGAACGGAAGCCGCUUGGUGAAUAUUGUUGUUCGGCGGCUAGCAGCAGUUCGUGUAUUGUCGUUCGGGAGUUUGGAGCCGUUCACGAAUCUCGGUCGGGAGAUUGCCGCUUCCCCUGCAUUUGGUUCGUAUACUACAGAGGGAAGGUCUACUAAACGGCGGUUUUGCCUAAAGACACUGGAGGUGUCUUAACAAGUGGUUUCUGCUGAUAAGCAUUUAGGAGUGUUCUCCUUCAUUGCACAAUAUUGUAGCAGUAGAAAUUCUCUGGUAUAUAAAAUAAAAAUAAAAACAGAAUAUAGUACUCUCUGUGUUGAUGGAAUAAAAAUAAUAAAACAUGGUAUGCUCACAAAAUAAGAGCAUACAAGUUUUUUUUUCAAUUCUGACAGCGUAGGUGGUUGUAUUCCCCACAAAGGAAUUAAAAUUGCGAAUCCUCCAGAUAAAAUUUUCAAGGAUAAAAUCAGGGAGGUCCAAAAGGAACAAAAAGCUAAUUUAAUUGUAAACAAAUAAUAAAACCAAUGUACAGCAAAAAACUCUUGUAAAACACUUUGCAUUUUGCCAAAAUGUAGGCUUUCUCAAAGUGUUACAGAAUAAGGGUCCUAUUUAAAUAGCUUCACAAUCCACCAAAAAUGGUCAGAUGACCUCAUGUGACAGAAACAAAAUUAUCUUAAGACUUUAUUAAAAUACAUAAUAUAAUAAAGGGCUAGAGAGGGGUAUAAAUAUACUGUUAAAGAAUGUUAAAAUCAUGCAGAUAGAGGAAAUGGAAUAAAAUGAAAAUGGGAAGGAGGGAGACUAAGGGGUGGGGUUUGGGCAGAAAUUUAAAAAGCUAAUGGGGUGUGCACUCCCCUUUAAAACAAGUAGAGGAGGGAUAAUACAAGUAUUGUAGGAAGUAUUAUAAAAAGCAAUUAUGGGAAAUGUAGCAAAAACAGAGCAAUAAGAGAUAUGAAAAAGAACUGUGGGUAUAAGAACACUUUAAUAUGCAUUGCACAUUGGCCAGGUGCUUGGAGUGUCCCUUUAAAUUCAGAUUGAAUCAUUUCAAAAUGAUACAUGCGUUACCAUGGUGAGUGAGAUACAUUUAUAAGAUUAUUGUAUACUUUCUGAUGUCACAUUAUAAAAUGAAUAUAUUUACAGCUUUAUGCACGGGCUCGGUCCUGCAUUAUGAAAACCCACAAAUGGGAUCAGCCCUGACUUUGUCACUAAACCGUUGACAUAAAGCACCAUUGACUAUAAUGGGAUCUAAUAAUUAUGGUGUUUCUUUCAUAUGUUCUCUAUUUUUUUUUAAGUAAUAAUAAUAAAAAUAACAAUUGUACAUUUUUGUCAAUGUUUUAAGAGUCAAUAAUGUAUUAACAGUGUGAUAUAUAAGACAACUUUUCUGAGAGAUAUGGUUUAAUAUAAUUAUAUUGAAUUAUACAAUUAAAAUAACAAUGAUCAGUAUAAUAAACUGCAUCGAGUAGUGGUCAUUUAUUAAAAUAAAGGUAUAUAACUGAUAUAUAUUAGAAAAAUUCUGAAAAAUUCCUAAACAUGAACCAUGAAACAUUAUAGUAAGUUUGUCAAUACAGUAAUAGACCUAUGGGAAAUAUUUGUAAUGUAUGUAAAGAGAUAAUGUAACUGAGGAAGAAAAAAAAAUACAAAUAAAAAGGAAAAGAAAAGGGAAAAAAAAAGGUGUCAUAUCCAUAAUGAACCCUAAAAAUUUUUAAAAUAGUUCAGAAAGAAUUGUUUUGAGUGCUCUGUUAAUAUUGUUUGUUUAUUGUCUUUACACUCGGUACUAUUAUGUGUUUUGUUAUUGCCACCAAACUCGCCAGUGCCCCCAGUAGUGUCCACAUCGACCUCAGGGAUCCUCACAAUGGCCCCUGUCGCGAACUAACCCUAGUGCUAUUCGUCUAUACGAAACGUCUGCCACCCAGGGUAGCAUUCAUUAAUUACUUCCCUUGCCGUUUCACACUUAUGUUGCGAGUGCUAACAUUCUAAUUGAUUGGUGCAAACUUCUAAUGGGGCACUGGGGAUAUGAACAAGUUGGGAAACAAUCCACGAACGCUCCCCCUGGCUGACGUCCAUCUGUACGAAUGGCCGCCAACUGGAGGAGUGCUCAUUAAGGCAAUUCACGGGUAGGGAGCAGUCCCACCACAAAGACCUAUACAAUGAAACUAUGUCCCUUCUUGGGAUGAGCAUUGUGAAAAAUAUUCAGUUAGGCUUUCCCAAAUUCGGGACUUAGGCACUUCGGAACUUCGGGACUUUGGGUAAGUGUAGGGUUAGGGUUAGGGGUAGGGUUAGGUUAGGGAUAUGGUUAGGGUAUUGUUAGGGUUGGUUUAGGGUUAGGAGUAGGGUUAGGGUAGGGUUAGGGGUAGGUUAGGGUUAGGAGUACGGUAAGUGUAGUGUUAGGGGUAUGGUUAGGAGUAGGGUUAGGGUUACCCUACCCCUACCCUACCCCUACCCCUACCCUAACCCUACUACAACCACUAACCCUAAACCUACCCCAACCCCUAACCCUACCCUAACCCCUAACCCUACCCCUAAUAUUACCUCUACCACAACCACUAACCCUACCCCAACCUCUAACACUACCCCAAACCCUACACCAACCACUAACCCAACCCCAACCCCUAACCCUACCCCUAACCCUACCUCUACCCCAACCACUAACCCUAACCCUACCCCAACCCCCAACCAGAUGCCAACCCCUAACCCCAACCCUCUCCUGUUUUGCCAUUUUCGCACUUCCAAAAUUCGGCACUUCAGCAAUUCCAUUCGGUUCAGCAUUCUGAAAUUCAGCACUUCAGCACUUCGGAAAUUCGGCAGUUCAGGACGUAGGCACUUCGGCACUUCAGACAUUCAGAGAAUCUGCAUUCAGAACGAAAUGAAUUGCACAUGUCUAGUCCCUUCUUUACCAAUUUGUUUUUUCUUGGUUUUACAUGAGUAUAGUAAUUGUGGGUGCUUCUAUUACUAACAGGUCAAACAGAAUCCAUAUAAUAUUUUUACAUACAUGCAUACUGUCCACAGCUUUAAAUGCUGCAGGAUGAUGGUGACAUUCACGCAACUCCAGAAGAUGGGCCGUCACCAUGUUUCCAUGAAGAUAUUUUUUGUUCUAUUUGUUUCUCAAGGUAAAAUAAACCAUUGUUAAUGUGUUAUCAAUACAUUUUGGGCCAUAUUCCAAAAAUAAUAGUCAUCUUGUUGAAUGAUUUAAGAAGAUGUAAAUGUUCCAAUAGAAAGAAAGAAAGACAUUUUAUGUUUAAGGAAGUGCUUGGAUGACAUAGAGGGGGGAGCAUGAUGCACAGAAUUAACAUUAGCUAGCCAUAAACUCUCAUUCCAGGUUGGAUUGUGAUGCUGCCAAGGGUGGAGUUAGGGUGAUUUAUCUCUGUAUGAGCCUGUAUGUGCAAUGUUUCUUACUGAAACGAUGCGCAUAUAGACUCCAAUCACCAUUAUCACUUCAAAACAAUGAUUUGUGCUUGGAAUAACGCCUUAUUUGCACAAUUACCUAUUUUUCAUGCCAAUAUUUUAUUUUGUAGGCUGGUGAUAAACCCAAGCGAUAAAUCAUUUUUUUAAGUUUUCUACACCACUUUCCAAGCUAUACAAUUCACAUUUGUAUAAGAAAGUAGCACUAAUGAUAUUUGUAGCAAAUUAGAACUGUUAAACUUAUAAACAAACAUAAAUAUUCCCCAUUUAUAGCAGUAAUGGUUUAUGAACCUGAAAAUUUUUGUGAAAACUAAAAGGGGGGGAAGAGGUAGAUAUUUCUGACACAAACAGUGAUUCUCUACUUUGUAUUCAUUUACUGUACUUAAACAUUUCUAAUAAAUAUAUGAAUGUUAUAUUGAACAACUGUUAAUAUUUACAAUAAUACUAUUAUGUCUUCCUUAGGGUGGUUUUCAAAUUCUGUCUGUGAAGAUUGGUCGUUUACAUUCCCAGAAUCUAUUAGGGCACCGAAGCAUUCCAGUGUAACUAUUCCUUGUACAUUCACCUCUCCCGUAGGCUACAGUGAUAUCAAUAUCAUUUGGUAUAUUCGCAGCCAUUAUAUCUACACGCAAGUUUUCAAUAAGAAAGAUCCAUCUGCAGUGCUACCUGAAUUUAGAGGCCGAACGUCCCUCGUGGGAAAUGAAAUAAAUAGCUGCUCAUUGAGGAUUGAUGAUGUCAUCCAUGGGGAAAAUUAUUAUCCAGGAAUAAGUAACAAAAUAAACUCAUAUAAUCUCAACAAAGGCCAGACUGUAAAUGUCAUUGUCACAGGUGAUAUAUUUUAUAGUCCUAUAGUAUUAAAGACCUAUUACACGUGCCAUACAUUCCAUACACUUGCAGAUACAAUUUAAGAGUGAUAUGGAGGAAUUAAAGCCUGAGAAUAGAAACCUAAAGGUGUUGCAAUCACGGAAAGUCUUUCCUAACUCCUGCACGGUUUAAUUGUAGUAUUUAACUAAAUGUUACAUUUGAAACAAUCCCCUUAGCUAGACGCUAUGAGCCUUAAAGCAUGGCGUAUUAUAGAGAUUGCGGUAAAUACGAUGAUCAUUGUUUGCUUUGGGAUUUAGAUAGGUAGCCACUAUAUGUUGAUUUUGGAGUGACCAAUAAAGGGAAAAAAGGAGAGCUGUAAAAAAAAUAUUUGUUUAUAUAUUUAGUUAACAUAUCAUAUAUUAAUACUGAUGUUUUAAUGUUCCUCCUCUUUUUCACUGAAUUGGUUACUUAUUCUCAAUUGACCUCUGAACCAAUUAGUGCAAAAAUGUGCCAAUUAAUGCACUGCAAAUGAUUUAAUAUUUAAUAUGGAUGUUGGGCAAAAGUAACAUCCCCAGAACGUAUUUGGAAACCAGAGUCAUCUGAAUGCACCUUUCCUGGUUAAAUAUUUUGUUAUUAUUAUUCAUAUAAUGAAAAAUAUUUUAAUUUUGGAAUUUUUUGACUUUUUUAUAUCUCUUUUUUUUUAAUACUUGAAAAUUUUGAUAAUUUUUUUUUUUUUUAAAAAGCUAUCCAAAAAUAUGAAAUCAUUUGAAAAGUGUAUCCAACAAUAUUUAACAAUCAAAGGUUUAGGCUCAAUUUGAUAUUGUUGGAUAAGCUUUCCAGAAGAUAUAUUUUUGGAUAAACAUUUUAAAUAUUUUAACCUUAUGAAAACUAUGUACAACUUAUGAUAUUUUGAUAGCUUCAAUAGCUUGAAAAAAUGUUUUUAAAAGUUUAUCCAAAAUUAUUAAAUCAUUUGGAAGACUUACCUAACAAUAUUAGAUUGAUGUCUCAGUGACAAAUUCUGUAUUCAAUACAAAGGUGUGAAGGUGUGUAACCUUUCAGUUGUUGAGGUACAAAAAAAUACAAGCAAAGUUUAAAGAAAACAUAAAAAACUUGUUAAUUCAUGCAUAACAUUUACUAUUUAGUUGUAUCUUCAGUAGAUCAACUACAUAUUGAGAUAAUUGAGGCCUGUUGAAAUAUAAGUGUUAAAAGUUAUGGAGACCAAAGUACUGAGUAUGGGUAAGACUAUAAUGAGAUGAAUUCAAUGUACAAGAUGUAGUAGGGAAGUGCAAAGUUACACAGAGAUUUGUGUACAAAAGUAAUUUUUUAAUACGGUGCUGCUAGGCAAGACCAGGAGGAAAUUGCAGUAGUUGUUUGAAUGAGGCAGCUAUGUAAUUAAAGCAAUUAUCACAGCAUGUGUAUUUAAUGUAUUAAGUAACUUACAACUUGUAUACAUUACAUAUUUUCAGGUUGUAAUAAAUCCUGUGAACGUUGGUUGUUUAAACUCCACCAAAUAAUCGUUGCAUUGAGAGGAUCAUGCGUGGAGAUCCCCUGUUCGUACACUCCUCCAAGGAGACAUGAAGAGUUUAAUUUGAUUUGGUUCAAGUACCAUUUCACCAGCUACCCACAAAUAUUUAAUAACAAGACAUAUUCUGCCGUGGAAUUCGAGUACAACGGUCGAACCUCCCUGGUGGAAGAGGCUGCAAACAGCUGCUCCUUGAAGAUCACUAAUGUGAUGCAUAAUGAAGUCUUGUAUCCAGGAAUUAGUGAAGAUAUCAAUUCAUUUGAUCUCAAUAAUCGCCAAAGCACUAAGAUCCAAGUCUCAGGUAAAUAAGUAGAACACAUUUUAACUGUAGCAAAGAUAAUUACUUGGCUAAGGUGAACUUUUGUUUUUCUCUGGUCAAUUUUUCAUUUUCCCUUAACCACAAAAAACAUUUUCAGCAUUGUUUUCCUGCCUACUGCCCACUUUUAGAUUAAGUGAUUAUUUAAAAAUCGCCAGGGCAGAUAUGUUGUGUACAUUAUUUAGAGAACUUUCCUUAUUUUCUGUCCAUUGUGUUUUUCAAAUGGAUACACUAUUCAAAUUAUUCAAUAUUUUUGGCUAAAAGUUUAAAUUUAUUUUUUCAAAAUAUAAAUUUAUCAAAUAUGUAAUCAUAUAUAGAAAUAUAUAUUAAAAAAAUAAUUAUUAAAAUAUUUUUUACAAAUAAUAAAUUGUUUGAAAAGUUUAAUCAAAAAUAUGAAAUCAUUUAAAAACCUUACUAAAAAAUAUUAAAUCAAGUCCAUCAUUUACUAUAAUAAAGUUCUAACAGAUAAUAGUAGGGAUCUAAUAACGAACCCUUGCAAACUACGGCCUCAAUUUAAUAUUUUUGGGUAAGUUUUUCAAAUGAUUUAAUACUUUUGGCUAAACUAAAAGAUCAUUUGUUUUCAAAAUAUUAAAAUAUCAAAACUAUACCAGCAGAAUUUUGCAAUAACAAGCUUUCGGAGAGAACCUUACUUUCCAAGUCUAAAGCAUGGCUACAAUCUCUACACUAAAACUAUAUAAUAUAUAAAAGAUAUUAAAACAUUAACUUAAAAAACAAACAAAAAAACCUCUAAAUCUUGGCCUUUGUUGUUUCUCCAACUGCUUGAAUUUAGAAAUUAGUGUAUCAAUACUGCCUGUUAUUAAAUGUUUAAAAUUGUGCUGUCUUUCUAACACCUACCUCAUGCGCAAGAACAAAGCAUACAUCUAGGUAUAUUUUGUAACCUACACUGACUUUAGUGUGUCUCCCACUCCUUAAUCCUUCAUAAUUGAUAUUUGCAAGGUAUAAUAGCUUUCCCACUAAUUCUGCUACAAAUGAGUUAACUACAAUGAGCAUGUACAUUGUGCAUCCGCUGUUGCUACGGCAUGUUAGUAUUAGUAUUGUUGUUAAGAGAGCAUCAUAUGAGAUGCAAACAAAAAGCGCUGCGGAAAAGCGUCAUUAAAACAAAAAUAUGAAAACACUCUAUUUUCACUCUCUUUCUUCAGGGUGCUUAAAUUGGCUCUAAACUUGGCAGCCCUCUACUAUAAGCCCUUUACUAUAGACCAAUCAUGUCUCCAUAGAACUAUUUAUAAGCAUAAAGUUAUAUGGUCAGAUGUCAUUAAAUUUUUUAAAUUAAAUUGUGUAAAUAUCUAACAUUCAUAUUAAAGUCAACAAUGCUUAAGUGCAUGUUUCAACCUGAUAUUAACCUAAGAAAACCUAUGUCCUUGUUUGAUGCCAUCAAAGCUAUACAUUUUUCAAAAUAACCUUGUUCUUGGACAUUACGAGAAACAGGUUAGUAUAAUAUAUUUCAAAUAUUUACAACAUAGGUUUCUAGUGCAUACAGUUGAAGGUAACACAAACACACAAACCAGAGUCUCUCUACCAAUAUAAUGUGCACGGUAGAGGAAGGGGCUAUUAUGUAACGCAUGGGCAGUAAGAUCCUGGCCAAAGGAUGACUGGUCUUUUCUUCAAUAAGGUGCAUAGGUGCGUGGUGACCUCAGGUAGACAGGUUAGCUCAGGGUGGUAUUUGCCACAGCGGUAGACCUUAUAAACAUGUAAGCAAAUGCAGUGAUGGAUUAUGCAGAUAUAAACAGAAUUAAAAAUAUAGUGUACACUUCUAAAAACUAUAAAAAUAUUAAAACAAAGUUGGAGGGGUACUCACAAAGAAAGAGCAAAAAUAUUAUUUUGCUCGAUCCACAGCACUUAGAUGCACAUAGAUGCUACCCACUAAGGAAGACUGUAUCCAGGCUCCAGCAGAAAGGAUCAGGGUAAGUCCAAAAACAUAUGUUGAAGGAAACAUCUACUCUAUUAAACAAAAUAAAUAUAUAUAAACUCAAUCCAGGUAAAAAAAAAACCAAAAACAUUUAAGGAAUCCCAAGUCUCCACCAUGUUAGCAUGAAGGGUUAAUGCUUCCAAACACAUACAUAAAACACACACACAUAAGCCACAAACAAUAAGCAAUAUAGACAUAAACGCCAUACGUAAUACUUGAUGUAAGAAGUAUUAGGCAAAAUCAUAGCUUGUUUAUCAUGAUUAUUAAUGUUUAAACAUUCCUUGCAGAUUCAGUAUUUAUGUUCAUUAAAAUGCAGAAUAUGCAAGAAGGGAAGACCGUCAGUAUAUUCUGCACUGCACAGCAUACCUGUCCUUCCAGCCCACCUUCUAUAGAAUGGAACAAGGAUGGACAUCCUACUAGUGUGCAACAUGAAAACAUGACAAUAGGCUAUUGGAGAGUUCAUUCAGAAAUCAGAUAUACUCCUUCCUAUAAGGAUCAUAACACAUACCUGGAAUGCACUGCUACAUUUCCUAAUGGGAAACAAUACAGCGAAAAAGCGAUCCUAAAUAUUACAUGUAAGUAAUUAAUAGGUUUUGCUUUUUUAUUAAUAUUUCAUAGAUAUUAUGUGAUUUGACCAUAAACAUUAAAGUGUCAUUGUGUUAAUUCACUCAUUGAAAAUCUCACUAUUUACUCAGUCUCUAAAAGUAUUUUUGUUUCCUGUUUGGUCUGUAUAUAUGUACACUGUAAAAGGAAUUUUUUUUCUGUGGCACAGAAUAAGCUGUAACCAUAUCUUGGUUCACUUGCUAACCUUUGCACUCAAAAACUGCAACCACCUUGGCAAUCUGACAGCUUUAAAAUUGCACUGCCAUGUCUUAGUGCCACAAAGAUAAAAUGUUUAGAUUCCGAUCUCAGAUAAAAUGCAAACAAAACUAAAGAGACUAAUUUCUUACAUGUCAUUUCUUAGUAAAAUGUAGCAAUAGAUUGUUUGUUCACAUCUGUCCAUUUUACAUAAUCAUCAUAAAAGAUGGCUAAUGGCAAGAGCUAUUUUCUCACAUGAUGCUGCUGAGAUAUUUACGAUAUUUCAUGAAUGAUCCUGCAGUCUUGUAGAAUCUUCUGUAGAUGCCAUGUAUUGAACUCUAAUGUGUGUGUUGGAGUAUAAAGAUGACAUGGUCAUUAACAUCUCCAUUGGCCCGGAGAUGAAGACAAGAUAUUGGCAGCAAAAAAGUUGAAGAUUUAGGUACAUUUUUUUUCCCCCUUCUCCUGAAUUCCCAUGAAUUCCACCAUGCAAGAAGACAUGUAAACCGAAAAAAUAAAAACUACCCUUAGGUGAGAGUGUCAAGUCUUACACUGAUUUAUAGGUAAAAAUCAUGCAAAAUGUAAUAAGCAAAAAUAUAUGUCAAGAUACUUUAUGAUUGUAUCAACCUACUUUGUGAGUAAUUAUGGCAAAUACACUUAUCUUCUGGAGCAUCGAAUUUACCUCUCAUUGCCUCACAAUGCAUUAUGGCAGAACAUAAUCAAAAAUUGAAUUAUCACUGUUGCAUUUUUUAUUGUAACUCUUCAUAGUUGUCAGACAAAAGUGUGAGAUGUGGCCUUGGAGCUGUGGGGACACAAACCCAGAUAGAUCUUUUUUAAAUGAUCACAAUCUGACAUCAAUCUAACCUCAUUUUAAUUUGAUUAAUUCAGCACCAGAAAUGAUUUAAAUUUGUUGGACAAAUACUUUUCAAAUGCUUUAUCUUACAGAAGGCCCCUUUAAAGUCUAAUGGGAUUUGUUUGUAGAACUUGAAACGUUUUUCAAAAAUAGGCCUUAAUUUAAUAUUUUUGGCUAAGCUUUCAAAUUAUUUAAUACUUUUGGAUAAACAUUUAUGCUGAUUUAUGAUAUAGUGUUGAUAUUUUAAUAUUUUUAACAAAUAAUUUUAAAAGUUUAUUCAAAAAUAUUUUAAUUGAGGCCAGAUUGUGAUCAUAAACAAAAACAAAAUAUCAGAGUGAGUCUAACCAACAUUAGUUUGCUCUUGUCUGAACAUCAUUAAAACUGGUGUUGGGUCUAACCCUAAUUCCUAUAUAUACUGACGAAAACCCACCCUGUGUACACAGAACCAGAAGGUUUAAUGAGAAUAAAGGGGUAUAUACCUUUAAGAAACAAAGCAUUUACGUAGUUUCCCAUUUUGACAGACUAUUUUCCAUAGUUUGAUAUAUCUAAAUAAUUAUAGUACAGAAGAAAAGGAGAUCGCCCUACUCUGACUUUAUUGAUUUGUGAUGCCAAUGGGAGAUCUCAUUUAAAAUAAAAAUUAUAUUCUAAUUACAUGAAGGUGAUGUGGCUAUCAAUCUUGUAUUUAGCCAUUAAUGGUUUAAUUCCUUUGCAAGCAGUAAUUCUCCAGUAAUGCAUCAUCUCGUCUCCAAAAAGACAAAUGUACCUAAAAUUAUGAGUGGAGAAUUUACUUCUGGUAAUUAUCUCUCUGGGGAUUUCACCUCUUUUUAUUUCACCCUCAACAUCAAUGAAAUGAUAAUUCAUACAAAAGAGGAUAGAAAGAUUGUCAAGAUUAUUAGUCAUUCUAGCAUAAUCUCACCGGGUAGGCCGAAAUGUUGAUCAAAUAUGUGAUUGCUCCUUUUUGAAAAUAAAUUAUUUGUUAUACUAUCCUGAAAUCCUGUGAGUGUGUAUAUAUAUAUAUAUAUAUAUAUAUAUAUCACUAGAUAGUUGGAUAAUACAGUGGUAUUUGUGCUUGAUAUUUUGUUUAAUAUAUUUUCUAUUAGUUAGAGAUAGAAAAUCAGUUAAUUUAAAUGUUGUAAUUUUGUUGAUUUGUAUUUAUUUGAUAAUAUUAAUUAUUUUUGAUCAGUUUCUCCAAAGAAAACACAUAUCAAUAUACCUGGGAACAGUUAUGUAAAAGAAGGAGAUAAUGUGACCUUACAAUGUGUAACUGAGGCUAAUCCUGCCCCCUCAACCUUCAGAUGGUACAAGGUUGUAGAAAAUUCUACGGUAAAGUUGGAAGAAAUUGUUGAAGAGUUAAAAGUCUGGAAUGUAACCCAGGAGACCAAGUAUUGCUGUUCUGCAAAAAAUGAAUUAGGGAUGGGGUAUUCCCCCUUUAUGAAUAUUGUUACGCAAUGUAAGUAUAGAAGAAAAAAUCGCUAUUAA
Pelobates cultripes (western spadefoot toad) is the source of this 36744-nucleotide messenger RNA. The record is from the annotation of a GenBank genome assembly. NCBI's taxonomy places the organism in Eukaryota, Metazoa, Chordata, Amphibia, Anura, Pelobatidae.